Engraulis encrasicolus (European anchovy) is the source of this 2667-nucleotide messenger RNA. It is a transcript of the gene mstnb, whose product is annotated as myostatin b. Gene Ontology annotation, molecular function: growth factor activity; cytokine activity. NCBI's taxonomy places the organism in Eukaryota, Metazoa, Chordata, Actinopteri, Clupeiformes, Engraulidae. Gene Ontology annotation, cellular component: extracellular region. The transcript is spliced from 3 exons. Bases 63 to 1187 code for a protein of 374 amino acids. The record is from RefSeq and is a predicted model, not a curated record.
CACAGUGCAGGUUACCUCGGGUGCAAACUUAUAUCAACUGGAUCCCGCUGAAGCGACAGAACAUGCAUUUUGCAAGACUUCUGAUUUCGGUGUGUAUCUUAAUUGCGCUAGGUCCAGUUGGUUAUGGUGAGAUCACAACGCACUACCAGCCUUCAGUAGCCGCGGAGGACAGUGAGCAGUGCUCAACAUGUGAGUACAGACAGCAAAGCAAGCUCAUGAGGCUACAAGCCAUCAAGACGCAAAUUCUGAGCAAACUUCGGCUCAAGCAAGCUCCCAAUAUCAGCCGAGAUGUGGUCAAGCAGUUACUUCCAAAGGCGCCUCCGCUGCAGCAACUCCUUGACCAGUACGAUGUACUUGGAGAUGAUAACAGAGACGGAAUAGUGGAAGAUGAUGAUGACCAUGCCACCACCGAGACCAUCAUGAUGAUGGCCACAGAGCCGGAUCCCAUCGUUCAAGUGGACCGGAUACCCAAGUGUUGUUUUUUCUCCUUCAACCCGAAGAUUCAACCCAGCCGCAUUGUCAAGGCGCAGCUUUGGGUACACUUGCGACCAUCGGAUGAGGACACCACAGUAUUUCUACAGAUAUCGCGACUGAUGCCCGUCUCGGACGGAAACAGACACAGGAUCCGGUCUUUGAAAAUCGACGUAAAGGCAGGGACCAAAUCAUGGCAAAGCAUAGAUGUCAAACAGGUUUUGGCAGUGUGGCUAAAACAACCAGAGACCAACUGGGGCAUUGAGAUAAACGCAUACGACACACUGGGAAGUGACUUGGCUAUAACCUCUACAGACCCAGGAGAGGAAGGACUGCAACCCUUCAUGGAGGUAAAGGUCUCCGAGGGGCCCAAGAGGACCCGCAGGGAUUCGGGCCUGGACUGCGACGAGAACUCCCCCGAGUCGCGCUGCUGCCGGUACCCUCUGACCGUGGACUUUGAGGACUUUGGCUGGGACUGGAUUAUUGCCCCCAAGCGCUACAAGGCCAACUACUGCUCCGGGGAGUGCGAGUACAUGCACCUGCAGAAGUACCCCCACACCCACCUGGUGAACAAGGCCAACCCGCGCGGCUCCGCGGGGCCCUGCUGCACCCCCACCAAGAUGUCCCCCAUCAACAUGCUCUACUUCAACCGCAAGGAGCAGAUCAUAUACGGCAAGAUCCCCUCCAUGGUGGUGGACCGCUGUGGCUGUUCUUGAGUCUGUCAGUCAGUUGAUCCCCCCCCCAACUCACUCACACACAGUCAAUCAGUCUCGCCCUCUCGCCCUCUCCUCCUCUUCCUCCUCCCACUCCCACUCCUACUCCUCCUCCUCCCCUACCAACACCACCACCCUCUCUCGCAGGACUUGUGAAACAUAAUCACUUCACCUAUUUAUCAGUGCUUUCUCUCACUGUGCGAUAGAGCGAGAAAAAAGAAAGCCACAGGGAUGCUUGCUCACCAGCCCGUUGGCUGGGUAAUACGCAUCACAUGGAUGUACUGAUGGAAUGUCAUAGAUUUGGACUUGGCAAUGGACAUGGCAAAAACAAACGAGAGAAAAUUUAAUGACAUUCUCAGACACAGACACACACACACACACACACACACACACACACACCUCCCCCCCCCCCCCCCCUCUCUCCUCAUCCAUUCAUUCUUGCUUGGUGUUUUCUUAAGUAUCACUCACAUAACAUACUCCGUCCUAUACACUUUCUCCUGCCUGCACUUCUGUCACAUCAUGUCCAAAAAUACCCUACGCUACAUAGUACACAGACGGAGCAAGAAUGGCCGACAGUCAGAUGACACCGUCUUUUAACCCAGACGUCAUUUCUUUUUAUAUAAUUGUAUCUAAAGUGAGAUGGAGAGGGACUCGAGAACAUUUUGACAAGAGCUGGGAAUCCUAUCUGAAGUGUUAGAGUUUGGACUCCAGGCCCGGGGCUCCCACGGAUCGCCAUGCAGUACAUGCCAAAACAGUCAUCGUGUCCUGAUAACAGCGUUACCAUUACUCAACCUGCUUGAACUGCCCUACACACUUGAAUUAUUAUAUGAAUAUAUGUAUAUUGUACAUACAUAUAUGUAUUAAAAUAAAUCAGCAUUACUGGAUGGUGAAAAAAAGGAAGGACUUGAACCUGAGGCACUACGAAUGCAGCAUACACAUAAUGUUGAAUGUGUAACAAAAAAAGGCAGAGGUAUAUGAAAAGAAGAAUGAAUGUUUAAAACCAUGCUUAAAAACAACUCUGUCUUUUCAAACAACACAGUUUGCACUAUGGCAGACCAAUAGAAGUCAUUGGUUGCUAAAAAGUUGUAAAAAACUGAUUUUGAUAUGUUUGCUAAUUGUAUAAUAUGCCAUUGUUUCCAGUAGCAGUUUACUUUUUUAACCUCUGUUAGUGAAUGUAUAAGGUCACAUUCUAGCAACAAAGUGCACAAUAACAAAUCUAUAUAUCUGUACAAUAAAUAAAGGUGCUUGCUCUACUAAGUCAUUUAUGAAUUAGUCUUCACUUAACCACAGAUUAGAUCAAACUGUUUUGCAAAAAUGUGCAAGGACUCUACAUAUUGUGUAAGAAAUGAUUCACACAACAGAGAAACAUUUUGUCUCACAACUUGGAUCAGAUUUGAGGAAACAGAUUCCGUGAGAGAAUGAAAAAGUUGUUGUGGAAUCAUGUUGCUGCAUAAGUGGCAUGGACUAAGGAAUAAAGCUUUGU